This is a messenger RNA of Ostertagia ostertagi, 2103 nucleotides long. NCBI's taxonomy places the organism in Eukaryota, Metazoa, Nematoda, Chromadorea, Rhabditida, Trichostrongylidae. The record is from the annotation of a GenBank genome assembly.
AUGAUAAAUCAAGGUCACUUAAUUUUAGCAGAACACGAUGCUGAUUCCACUGAGGGUUCAGAAUCGGGUGAAAGCGGGUCUGUUGACGAUUCGGACAGCUCCACUGAUAGCGAGGAAGGCGACGAAGAUGGAGAGGAUGAUGGCGAUCAAGGGAUGCACGGCGAGGAAACCGCUGUGGACGCAUUGAAAGCGGAUGAAAAUGUGAACCAUCCUCCCAUCUGUGGUUUGUGCCUAAAUCUUUCUGAGAUUGCCAAAACGGAAGAAGUAAUGCGGUGCGACAAAUGCGGUCUCACCGUUCACGAUUCGUGCUACCCCUCAUUAGAUAUGAGUGAAGAUAGUGACAGCUCUCAAUCCACUUCAUCAAUGGAGCCGUGGUUCUGUGAGCCAUGCGUGUACGGAUACAAUGAGCCGCCUUAUUGCGAACUGUGUCCUUCUAGAUAUGGAGCGAUGAAGAGAUCGGAUGUUGGUGGCCGUUGGGUACAUCUCGUUUGCGCCCUCUACACACAUGGCGUGACUUUCGGGGACAUCGAUCAUCUCGGUGCAAUCAGCUGGCAAGAGAUGGAUCAUCGAAAUUUCGGGCGCAAAAGUUGCAGUGGAUGUACUGAUGUAUUAGAAGCUCGGUCGGGUGUGACAACUCGAUGCGAACUUGGUCUGUGUAAGCAGUAUUACCAUGUGACAUGUGCACAAAGGCUAGGAUUAUUGGUGGACCAUAGCGAAGAUCUGGAUCACACUAGCGGUGGUGGCUUUCAUCGGCGUGGUGAACACCACACGGUCGAACCUCGCUAUAUCAAUUGCAGGCAGCACUCCAACCCUGACGAUGUGCGUGUGAAAAAGCAAGCGGCUGCGCGGUUCUUAGCUCAAGAGGAGCGUCGGCUACUGAUGGUUGGCAAAAAUGUGUUAUCCGAAAGAGAAGAGCGUAAGAGACUGAGAGCUCGGGAAAGAUAUGAGAAACAGUUCCAGUCGUUGAUUGGAGUCACCAUCUGUCUACCGGAGGCGUUUCAUGACAAGCAAGAAAAGAAAGUACGAAGGGCUCGCCAUUUGACAACUUCACCUGAGUUUUUUGAGUGGUUUCAAGAAAAGGCAGAAAUAAGCGGAGUGGAACCCGAGCAGUUUAGAAAGGAGUUUACGAGGGUCACUGGCGAUACCAUUCCAUUUCUUACUCCCGGAUUUUCUACGCAGUUCUUUGAGUAUCUGGACAACCGUGAGAGAAUCGUCAUAGCAGCCGAGGAACAGAAGCUGCGGGCAGUGAAUGAAUCUAAGAAUGAACAACUCGGAGAAAUGGCGAGGGUGCGUAGUGAGCAAAGAAAACAGUUGGCGAUCGCGUUCCAUCGCGCACUUAUGAGGCUUGGCGCUAAAAAAAUUCCUGCACAUUGUCCGGUAUCGAGUGACAAUAUUGUGAGCGGGAAAACACCAACUCGCCCUGUGAGAGAUUCUCCAAGCCUCAGUUGUGGAACGCCGCCGCCAAAGCUGAAGAAAGAAGUGUCGAUCCAUGUGUGCAAAGAGUGUAGAAAGGCAAGUGAUCAACAUUUGAUGGUGGGAUGUGAUUCUUGUUACGAAUACUAUCACAUUGGUUGUCUUGAUCCGCCUCUUGAAAAAGUCCCGAAGAAAGUCAACUGUGAGUGGCACUGCGCUGACUGUUGUGACAAUAGUGGCGAAGAAGAGGAAAACGAAGACAAUGAAGAUAAUUCGAACGAUGGCGUCGGUAACCGUAGGCUGCGGCAACGUCGGGACAGCCUCAGAGCGAAACGGCUAGCUGCGGUUGAGGAAGAAAAGCGUGCAUACAGAGCUGCCAUUGCCGCAGGUGUUCGCAGUGCCGGCUCUUCUCACAAGAGUCCUGAUACAAAAAAAGCGCCCACAAAGCGUACAUCGCUCGGUAGUUUACCUAAAAAUUCGACGCCAUUGAAACGCCAGCGACAGGACCAAAUCAACGGGCACAAAUCAAACGGGUUUUCAUCGAGUGGUCGUGAUGACGCGAGCCUUCCUCCCAGUCGUCAGGGGUUUCCUCCUAGUGUGAGGGCUCAGCAGGCCAAAUAUGUGCCGGAAGAGGAAGAGCUAGGAGAGGAUUGCUUUGUUAUUCUAGACGAUGACGAAGUGGAACUUUAG